AACAAAAAGAGUUGACUUUUCAAUUCUCUCUCCAGUAGCUGCUGGCUGUAGCUCCACACUCGCACAACCACAUGUAUACCUGAAAAAGCGAAACAAGAAACCUCUCAAUCUUUUCCACAAAUGACGGAACCGCCACCAGGUAUCGACAACGGAGGCGUUCCCCUUUCGCUUACGUCAACCUCAGCGGAGGUUACCGCCGCCGCCGGAUCGAAACGGUCCAGGAGACCGAGCGUUCGAUUAGGCGAAAUCGGCGGCGAGCAUCACCACCUCGAUUCCCAGGGGAGGAAACCCAAGUGGAACAAGAAAGAUACGAUCAAACCGUCGACGAAGACUCGGGCUUUAACGAAUUUGAGUUCUGGGUACGAGAAUCUCGGAGCCCUCGAUGAUGACGAGAGAGUGGGAAAUGUGGAUCCUUUCGGUGGCGGGAGCUGGCGGGUCAAGAAACGGGUCGGGUCAGCGGCGAAGCGGGUACGAUCCAAUUGGGUAUCGAGAAAUGGCGACGAAUCAGGAGGUGAGUUUAGGGAUUUCAGUAGAGAAGACUCGGAGAGUCCAUUAAAAGAAGAGUCUUUAGUUAGAGAUGGCAAUAGUAGUGGGAACAGGGAGUUUGAGUUGUCUAUGGAGGGAGGAGGAGGAGGAAGAGAAGGGGUGAAGAUUUGGUUGGAAGAGUUAGGGUUAGGGAGAUAUUGGCCAAUGUUUGAGAUACAUGAGGUUGAUGAUGAGGUUUUGCCCUUGUUGACGUUGGAUGAUUUGAAAGAUAUGGGGAUUAACGCUGUUGGGUCUAGGAGGAAGAUGUUUUCUGCCAUCCAGAAGCUUGGUAGAGACUUCUCAUGAUUGAUGGGGAGAGAGAGAGGAAAAUGGUUGUUGUUUAGGUUGGUGAGGUAGUCAAGUCAGCCAUGGCAAUGUAAGCUUGCAAUGUCUGAAACCAUGAAUGGAGGUAGAAGUGGCAAAAAGAAGAAGAGUUUGAAGAAAAUAUUUGAUUCCGGUAAGGUCACCUACUUUGCUUAUAACCUGUCAUACAUCAUAUGCAAAGAAUGUUUAUUAGAGUUUGGAUCUAUAACACAUCAACCUCUGGGGCUUGGAAUGCAAGAUGUUUACCUCUAAGGCUUUAAUAAGAUCUGGUUUCGAAUGAGAUGCGGAUAUGCAAAUACGAGCCCUUCCUAGCAUUAGAGGUGUAGCCGGGAAACCGACCACGGCGAUUGCAACCUGUUCAUAGGCUUUCAUAUUUUCUUAAUAGUUUGCUCUCUCUCUUAUAUAUGUGGAAGCAAAAAAAUAAUAAGAAACUUACAUUUUCUCGCAAGCAUUCCCUAGAGAAGGCUGGGAUUUUAGCUGGAUUGUAAAGCAUUAUUGGCAUGACUGGAGAAUCCUCGUCUCCAAGUAC
Molecule: messenger RNA, 1378 nt
Organism: Raphanus sativus (radish)
Lineage: Eukaryota; Viridiplantae; Streptophyta; Magnoliopsida; Brassicales; Brassicaceae
Exons: 2
Coding region: 121-831 (236 amino acids)
Molecular function (GO): protein binding
Source: RefSeq, a predicted model, not a curated record